Messenger RNA from Stomoxys calcitrans (stable fly), 1639 nucleotides. Its product is annotated as opsin Rh1. Gene Ontology annotation, cellular component: membrane. The record is from RefSeq and is a predicted model, not a curated record. Bases 309 to 1427 code for a protein of 372 amino acids. NCBI's taxonomy places the organism in Eukaryota, Metazoa, Arthropoda, Insecta, Diptera, Muscidae. Gene Ontology annotation, molecular function: G protein-coupled receptor activity. The transcript has 6 exons. Gene Ontology annotation, biological process: visual perception; G protein-coupled receptor signaling pathway; phototransduction.
UUUUUGCAGAUAGUGAAUAGCCGUAACGACAAUCAUCAAAUCGAAAGAGUGAGACGGUUAAAUAGUUUUUUAAAUAUAAUAGACCAUACAAAGAGAAAAAAAACCUCCUCUAUAGGGGUUACAAAACCAAAAAAAAGGAGUAAUUGAUUUACUGUGGUUCCAAAAAGUUAUGUGAUUUUAUUUCACAAUAACUUGCUAACUUUUGCCCCUACACGUAAAUUAAUGUAACACUGCAACCAACCACCAGCAGCGGUCGAAGAAUAAUUUAACAAACCAACAUUUAUUUUUCUGGUCAAAUUCAAAACAACAUGGAAAGAUUUGCUGAGCCAUCGUCCCAAAUGAUGGGACCAAAAUUCGCAGCCCUCAUGAAUGGAUCGGUGACGGAUAAGGUAACACCCGAUAUGGCCCACUUGAUCCAAGACUAUUGGCAUCAAUUUCCCCCCAUGGAUCCCAUGUGGAAUAAAAUUCUCGCCGCCUAUCUGCUGACUAUUGGUAUACUUGCUUGGAUUGGCAAUGGAACUGUGAUCUACAUUUUUGGCACAACAAAAUCUCUGCGCACGCCAGCCAAUCUGCUGGUCAUUAACUUGGCGGUAUCAGAUUUCGGAAUGAUGGUCCUGAACACACCAAUGAUGGGCACAAAUCUCUACUUUGAGACCUGGAUAUGGGGACCCAUGAUGUGUGAUGUCUAUGCUGGUUUGGGUUCGGCAUUCGGUUGCAGUUCCAUUUGGUCCAUGUGCAUGGUGGCAUUGGAUCGUUACAAUGUCAUUGUCAAGGGUAUGGCUGGACAGCCGAUGACCAUCAAAUUGGCCAUAUUUAAGAUUAUAUUUGUGUGGGCCAUGGCCAGUAUUUGGACAUUUGCCCCAGUGUUCGGAUGGAGCCGCUACAUUCCUGAGGGCAAUUUGACCUCAUGCGGCAUUGAUUAUUUGGAACGUGACUGGAAUCCACGCUCCUAUUUGAUACUGUAUACCAUCUUUGUUUACUACAUUCCAUUGUUCUUGAUCUGCUAUUCCUAUUGGUUCAUUAUUGCUGCUGUAUCUGCCCACGAAAAAGCCAUGCGCGAACAAGCCAAGAAAAUGAAUGUCAAAUCCCUGCGCUCCUCAGAGGAUGCCGAAAAAUCUGCCGAAGGCAAAUUGGCCAAAGUAGCUUUGGUUACCAUCUCGCUGUGGUUCAUGGCCUGGACUCCCUAUCAGGUCAUCAAUACCUUGGGACUAUUCAAAUACGAGGGAUUGACACCACUGAACACCAUCUGGGGAGCCUGCUUUGCCAAAUCGGCCACCGUCUACAAUCCAAUUGUGUAUGCCACAAGCCAUCCCAAAUACCGCAUUGCCUUGAAAGAGAAAUGCCCCUGCUGCGUCUGUGGCAAUGUUGAUGAUGGCAAAUCCAGCGAUGCCACCUCUCAGGCAACUGAGGGUGAAUCCAAGGCGUAAAUCAACCUUGGCCCACCAUCUACCACCAACAAACACGCUCGCCCACCAUCACCUCGGUAGACCACCUACUAAAGUUUAGUAUUUUUGUAUAUUUAAAAACUUCGGAGACACUGCAACUGAUCCUCAUCAGCAACAUAGAACGAAAUCCUUCGUCUAUUUAACGAAAAAUAAAAAAAUUAAUCAAAAGUGUUGUAUUCGUUUUAGCUAUUAAA